GGACCCCCCUGCCCAGCAUCACAAGCAGAGGGGCUCCUCCGACACAGCUCCUGCCAGAUUUUGUUUUACCCCCUCUCUCCCCACCAGAUGACUGUCAGUGCGCAUUUCCCAUUGGCAAGAGGGAGUGAGAAGUAAACAGAGGAGAGCGACAGGGAGGGAAGAGUGUGUGUGAGAGAAGGAGUGUGUUACGGUGGGAACAGGGUGAGAGACAACUUCACCGGGGUUUAUCUACGCGCACUGGCGAAGAGGAGAGAGAUCGCGCUCACGCAGGUUCAAAAGUGGACUGUGGACGGGAACGUGCUGAUUGAAACACCCACUUAUUAAUGGACUGAGAGCGCGUGAGAGGCAAAAUCUGUGCCAGCGCGACGGGAAACGGACGCUGGAAACGACGCUGACGCAGAGGGGAAAGUUACCAACUAUGGAAAUGCAUUGUUAACUGAGAGUUUACAAACUGCUGAGGACCAUUCAGAAACAUUUAUUCGAAACUGGAUGCUUUUGUAGACGAAUUCAAGUGCGCUUGUUCGCCCGGUGAUAUUCCGGUGCUGCCGCGGAGGACCGUACCCAGCUCGGUCACAUAUAGACGGAGCGAGUGAAUCCUUCCACGCCACAAAACGAGCGGCCAGCGCUACGACAAUGACGGCGUUAUACCUCAUCUUUUGCCUUAUGGUCACAGCAGCCACCCAAGCAGCCUACUUCUCCCAGCAGCCCCAGGACCAGGUGGUCGUAGCAGGCCAGUCGGUGACUCUGCCUUGUGUUAUUGUGGGGUAUCGGGGAAUGGUACAAUGGACCAAAGAUGGCCUGGCACUGGGUGGAGAGCGAGAUCUGCCAGGCUGGACUCGCUAUUCCUUAAUGGGCGACCCGCUAUCAGGCGAGCACAGCUUGCUGAUCGAUUCGGCAGACUUGGCGGAUGAUGCGGUGUAUGAGUGUCAGGCUACACAGGCAGGACUGCGCUCCCACCGUGCCAAGCUCACUGUACUAGUUCCUCCUUCAGACCCUAUGGUGGAGGGCGGCCCGGUUGUUCGUCUUAAGGCCCACACACCGCACAACCUUACCUGCAGAGCCUCAGGAGCCAAACCUGCUGCUGAGAUCACCUGGUACAGAGAUGGAGAGGUCAUGGAGACGGCGAUUUAUUCCAAGGCACCGAUGGAGGAUGGGAAGAGGGAGACAGCCGUCAGUAUGCUUCCAAUCGUCCCCGAGGACAGCGAUUCUGGACGCACCUACACCUGCAGGGUUCUUAACCCUGCUGCCCCCGCUGGGCGACAGACAUCGGUUACAAUCAAUGUCCAGCACCCUCCUUCAGUGACUCUAUCAGUCCAGCCUCAGACUGUGACCGAGGGAGCCAAGGUUCUCUUCAUCUGCGCUGCUUCGGCCAACCCUGAAAUCACCGGAUACAGGUGGUCAAAAGGAGGAGUUCCCAUCUCUGAAGCAAACGGUGACAGCCUGGAGGUGACUGUGGACUACUCCUACUUCACAGACCCGGUCUCUUGCGAGGUGUCCAACUCUGUGGGCAGCACCAAUGUCAGCACCCUGGUCGAUGUCCAAUUUGGCCCCAGAUUGCUGUCGGAGCCAAAGCCGAUGACAGUGGAUAUAGGGAUGGAUGCAGCCUUCACUUGUGCCUGGACUGGAAACCCUCCUUUGACCCUAGCUUGGACCAAGCACGGCUCCAGCGUGGUUCUCAGUAACGGUAACACCUUGCAGCUCAAGGCUGUUACCCAGGAGGACGCCGGAACAUACACCUGCAAGGCCAUUGUACCUCGGAUUGGAGUUGCAGAAAGAGAUGUCACUCUGACUGUUAAUGGCCCUCCUAUCAUCGCAGCGGAAGCCACACAGCACGCCAUCAAACACUCCAAGGGCAAGCUGGAAUGUCGGGUGGAGAGCAGCCCACCGCCUGAUAAAGUUGUGUGGACCUUUGGCGAAAUGAGCCUGUCCUCCGGUUCCUCCGGCCGUUACUCAGUGCAGACAGUCACCAGCGACCAUGGCGUUGUGUCCUCUCUGGUCCUGUCCGAGACGCUUGCGACGGACUUCCAGCUGCGCUACAACUGCACCGCCUGGAACCGCUUCGGCACUGGCACUGCCCUGGUCACUCUGAAGGAGCAAGAAGCCCUGCCUAUGCUGAUAAUUGUUGGUGGAGCUGUGGGUGGAGGCUGUGUCCUGCUCAUCUGUGUCAUCAUUCUGGUCUCCCUGUGCUGCAGGCACACAGGCAAAGGUGAGCUCAACGGUAAAAGGUGUACUCGUCUCUCCAAGAGUGACAUCAGAGUUCAGAUCGUUCACAGUGAUCACAACGCUACACGUGGCAACGAUGACGAGGAGGAUGUCAAAGAGCCCAUGGCUCCGAACAGCAGCGAGUCCCCUGGGACGUCGCGCACAGAACACAGUGACCUCCUGGAAGAGGAAGACGACGAGAGAUCAGACAUCAAGGACCCCACCAAUGGCUACUACAACGUCCGAGGUCAUGAAGACCGCAACAUCCGCAGCAGUGGAUUCUCUGAAUAUGUCCCCAAUACUCGGCCAGUCUACACCCCGUCCCAGCUGCCCUCCCCCAGCCCCAUUUAUGGUCAGCACGGCACCCAGCCUCGCGUCUAUGACUUCUCCCAUCGAUACGCCACCACCACAGCAGGCAGAACAGCAUACGAACAGCAGCAGGCGGCAGCCCAGCAGCAGCAAGCAGCCCAGCCUGCCAGCAUUUAUCCCACUGAUCCGGCCUACAGUGGCUCCGCCUACCUGCCUGCUACCUACGGUCGCGCCUUCACCAGCUACGUCAAGCCUGCCUCUUAUGAAAAGGUGGAUGCGUACGACCAAUCAGAUCAGGCCAGCAAAGUAUCCAGCUCAUCUCGCUUUUCUUAUGCUUCCUCACAAGUGUCCUCGCAGCAGUCUGACUAUGGACGGCCCUCACAGCGGAUGCAGACGCAUGUCUGAUUGGACUAAAAGUGGGAAAAUGAAGAGAACAGGAGCAGUGAGUAGAUAGCCAUUGUCACCACCACAUGAAGGUGUGGCUGGACUAACAUGAACUAAGACUUUCUUCACUCGCGGUCCUUCAAGGACACGUUGGACAGUAUUCGGAGGGAGUCACGCGAUUUGGGUUUUGGAUUAACCAUCCUUUCUUUGAGGUGAUGGUUGGUGGGAUCUACGGAAAUGCUAAAUGUGGAGCUUCUGAGCUUGAGGUUCAGCAGAUUGUGAUGUUCAAGUCAAACUAAUGAUUACAGUGUGAUACCUCUUGAGGUUAUCUCCACAUGAUGACCACCCAAACCUGGAGAUAUGUUGUCAGUUCAAGAGCCAAUAGGAAAACAAGUCAAGUGUAUCUCCUGAAUUUGGGUGGCCAAAAUGACUGGGGUAGCUGCUUACCUGCCUUCCAGAGUUUACUUUGUGUCAAUGCUAAAAUACUUUGAAAGAACAAAUGACAAGCUGCGACAUAUUUGAGGAAAAAACAGCCUAUUGUUGUCUGUCAUUUGGUGUUUUGUUGGCAUGCGAAAGGAAUUCUAAGCACAUUCGUGUCUCUAUCAUCAACAUAAGACUGAGCUAUCCACAGAGACAGACAUGGACUGUUCUGCACAAAGGCUGGCUCUACUGACCAACAAGUGCUACAGGCACUGUACUAUAUGAAGAGUCUAAUCAGCGUAGGAAUACUUCUGGCCUGAGCUGUAUUCCUGGAGCUUCUUCUGAUUUUAACCCUAACAUGUUGGACUUAGCAGUAUUGCUUACAGGUGGGAAAAAGAAGGCGAUAUGAAGAGAAUGUGUGUUUUAACCUUCAUUGUAAUGGAGGACUUUAUGUUAACUGUGUGUUGUACCAAGAAGGACGAGGUGAGGCCAUGGAAACCCAAAGAUGGUGGUAAAUUUAAAGGGUGAAAAAACAGGGGCGGAGGCUGAAAACGUGUGUCCUACCCCUGGUACUGUUUUCUGCUGUGAUUACUGAUUGUAAAAUGACGAGUCGGCUUUUACCAGAACAAUCAAAAAGUGGUGGUUUAGAAAGGUGGCAAUCUUGAACUAGAAAUAAACUUGAAUGCGGCGUCAACUUCAGCAGGGGAAAGAUGUUUUAGGCAGUCCUUAUGUGGACCAUCCACUCUCAAGUUUUACAAAUCAAUCAAAUUGUCUCAAUAUGUUUACAAGAAUCAGUACUACCCUGAAACACUAAGUAUCUGUACAAAUGGCUGAGCCCAUACUUUCUCUCUGUU
Molecule: messenger RNA, 4169 nt
Organism: Notolabrus celidotus (New Zealand spotty)
Lineage: Eukaryota; Metazoa; Chordata; Actinopteri; Labriformes; Labridae
Gene: kirrel2
Product: kirre like nephrin family adhesion molecule 3, like
Exons: 15
Coding region: 634-2916 (760 amino acids)
Biological process (GO): cell-cell adhesion
Cellular component (GO): cell-cell junction
Molecular function (GO): cell adhesion molecule binding
Source: RefSeq, a predicted model, not a curated record